Molecule: messenger RNA, 2415 nt
Organism: Pseudonaja textilis
Lineage: Eukaryota; Metazoa; Chordata; Lepidosauria; Squamata; Elapidae
Gene: FMO4
Product: flavin containing dimethylaniline monoxygenase 4
Molecular function (GO): flavin adenine dinucleotide binding; N,N-dimethylaniline monooxygenase activity; NADP binding
Source: RefSeq, a predicted model, not a curated record
UAAACCUCUCCACAAACUUUCCCCAUAACUGUGGUGGAUUAUGCAAUUCUGUCUUCUAUAAAGCUGUAUGAAGAGAGUUAUCUAUUUACAGUAAAGUUUGUGGAUUAAAGAGAACAGAAGAGAACAUUCCUUUCAGUUACCUCACCAAUUUAAGAUAGAAGUGUGUGAAUUAGUAUCAGUGCAACUUUCUAGGUGCCUCUUCAGAAAAGCCUCUUUCCUGACCUCAAGUUAUGGGACGAAAAGUGGCCAUUAUUGGGGCAGGAGUGAGUGGGCUGGCCUCUAUCAAGUGCUGCCUAGAGGAAGGACUGGAGCCUACCUGCUUUGAAAAAAAUGAAGCCAUUGGAGGACUUUGGCAAUUCACAGACAUUCCUGAAAAGGGAAGGACCAGUGUUUACAGAUCUGUGGUGAGCAACACGUCCAAGGAAAUGACCUGCUUCAGUGACUUCCCAUUUCCAGAAAGCUAUCCUAACUAUCUACAUCACUCCUUAGUCCUGGAGUACCUCAAGGAUUAUGCUAAACAUUUUCACCUACUGGACUGCAUACAAUUUAAGACUAAGGUAUACAGCGUCAGAAAACAUCCAGAUUUCACAACUACUGGACAGUGGGUGGUCUACACAGAGGCUAACGGAAAACAGGCAUCAACUGUCUUUGAUGCAGUCAUGAUUUGCAGUGGCCAUUAUGCAGAAGUUAAUCUGCCCUUAGCUUCUUUUCCUGGAUUGGAAAACUUUAAAGGUCAUUACAUGCAUAGCUGGGAAUACAGAGAUGCAAAAGGGAUGGAGGGUAAAAAAGUUCUGAUACUUGGUGCUGGGAAUACCGGAGGAGAUGUUGCUGUGGAAAUGAGCCGCACAGCUGCCAAGGUCUUUCUCAGCACCAGAAAUGGAGCCUGGGUAAUAAGUCGGAUGUCAAAAGCUGGCUGGCCUAACGAUAUGGUCUUCCAAACUCGAUUUAUAUUCUACAUUCAAAAACUUCUUCCUAUCAGCAUUAGGGACAAGUUAUUGGCAAAUAAAUUCAAUCAAUGGUUUAACCAUAAGAAUUAUGGAUUAAUCCCUAUUAAAAGUUCAUUGUCAAACAUCAUUGUAAAUGACGAACUGCCCAUCUGCAUCCUCUAUGGUUCAGUGGUUGUAAAGCCAAAUGUGAAGAGGUUUACUGAGACUUCUGCCAUAUUUGAAGAUGGAACUGUAGAAGAAAAUAUAGAUGUGGUCAUUUUUACUACAGGCUAUGCUGCUUCAUUUCCUUUCCUGGAAGAAUCUCUUCACAAUGCUUGCAAAAGUAGUACAUUCCUUUAUAAACAAGUAUUCCUUCCUCACUUGCAGAAGCCCACACUUGCCUUCAUAGGUUUUAUAUCAGUAACGGGAUCUAUUUUACCACCAGUGGAACUUCAGGCUCGCUGGGUUACAAGAGUGUUUAAUGGAUCUAAUGAGUUGCCUCCAGUGAACAGAAUGAUGAAUGAAAUUGCUAAGCAGAAGAAAAGACUCCUUAAAAAGGAUACUUCCAGCACAGAGAAAAAAAGAGAAUUAUUUGUUCGCUACAUGGAUGAAAUUGCUGCUUGCAUAGGGGUUAAGCCCAAUGUGCCAUUACUUUUACUACAGGACCCCAAACUAGCUUUGAACAUCUUCUUUGGUCCUUGUACCUCUUACCAGUAUCGCCUUUGUGGACCUGGACAGUGGAAGGAAGCUAGAAAUGCAAUUCUGACCCAGUGGGACCGUGUUCUCAAGCCCCUGAAGACUCGGAUCAUAGAUGAUUCUUUUUCAAAACAUACCAUGCCAUCCCUUUGGAAAAAAAUAUUUCACUUCACUGCAUUCCUUGGAACUACUAUAUUCAUAUAUAUUCUUUUGUACUCAUUUUGUACCAGAUAAGGAAAACACCUAGGUAUCAUGUGUGUAUAUAUUACACACACACACACAUUCAAUAGGGGUGUAUACAUCUUAGAACUUCAUUUCAUUAUUUUAUAGCAGGAAUAAAAAGUAAUCAGGCAUCAAAGAAGCAUACAAAAUGCAUCUAUAUUCUGGACUUGGAAAAAUAAUCUUGUAAUAUUCAUUUUGUUUAGAAAUAUUUAUGUCCAGUAUUUACUGACAUGUUCACCCCAUAAAAUCUGAGUAAUUGUUUCACAGAUUAUGCAGAAUAGCACCUUGACUUUAUGUGAAAUUGCAAGUUUUUUAUUCUUACUUUUCCACAAUCUUCCCCAUUUUCAUCAGAUUCGGGCAACUUGUAGACAAUUGCUCUAUAAUCCUUCCUUAUUGACUGAUCGUUUUUUCAAUAUUGCUUUCUAAGCUGUAUCAAUUAUUUUAAAAUUAAAAUGUAAUAAAGUAUAUAGCUUAAAAUGUUCCAAGCAAACUGUAAUCAAAAAUAAACAUUUACAUUCACUAAAUGUAUUGUUAUCACCCACGUAUCUCUACAAAAUAAAUACCAUGUGAG